AGCCAGCCACGUGGACCGACUCGGGCACGCCGCUUCACGUGGAUUCCGGGGAGCUCGCCGCGCUUCCCGCGUCUCCGUGCUCGCCGCCACGCUCUAGCGCCCUGCCCAUGGCGGCCUUGGUGUUAGAAGAUGGGUCGGUCCUGCGGGGCCAGCCCUUUGGGGCCGCUGUGUCGACUGCCGGGGAAGUGGUGUUUCAGACCGGCAUGGUCGGCUACCCCGAGGCCCUCACCGACCCCUCCUAUAAAGCUCAGAUCUUGGUGCUGACAUACCCCCUGAUCGGCAACUAUGGCAUCCCUCAGGACGAGGUGGAUGAGUUCGGCCUCAGCAAGUGGUUUGAGUCCUCCGGGAUCCACGUGGCAGGACUGGUGGUGGGAGAGUGCUGCCCCACACCCAGCCACUGGAGUGCUGCCUGCACCCUGCAUGAGUGGCUUCAGCAACACGGCAUUCCAGGCUUGCAAGGAGUGGACACUCGGGAGCUGACCAAGAAGUUACGGGAACAAGGGUCUCUGCUGGGGAAGCUUGUGCAGGAUGGGACGGAGCCUGCAACCCUGCCAUUUUUGGACCCCAAUGCCCGCCCCCUGGUCCCAGAGGUGUCCAUCAAGACCCCACGGGUGUUCAAUGCUGGAGGAAGCCCUCGGAUCCUGGCUUUGGACUGCGGUCUCAAGUAUAAUCAGAUCCGCUGCCUCUGCCGGCGUGGGGCUGAGGUCACCGUGGUGCCCUGGGACACGGCAGUUGACAGACAGAAGUACGACGGUCUCUUCCUAAGCAAUGGCCCAGGCGACCCUGCCUCCUACCCCAGUGUGGUGUCUACACUCGGCCGUGUGUUAUCUGAACCAAACCCACGACCUGUCUUCGGGAUCUGCCUGGGACACCAGCUCCUGGCCCUUGCCAUUGGGGCCAAGACUUACAAGAUGAGGUAUGGAAACCGAGGGCAUAACCAGCCUUGCUUGCUGGUGGACUCUGGACGCUGCUUCCUGACCUCCCAGAACCAUGGCUUUGCCGUGGAGACAGACUCACUGCCGGCAGGCUGGGCACCUCUCUUCACCAACGCCAACGAUCAGUCCAACGAAGGCAUUGUGCACGAGAGCCUUCCCUUCUUCAGCGUCCAGUUUCACCCAGAGCACCAGGCUGGCCCUUCUGACAUGGAGCUACUCUUCGAUGUCUUCCUGGAAACUGUGAAAGAGUCCAUGGCUGGGAAGCCUGGGAGUCAGACAGUCCGUGAGCGGCUGGCUGAGUGCCUCUGUCCCCCUGGGAUGCCCAUCCCAGGCUCUGGCCUUCCGCCUCCACGUAAGGUGCUGAUCCUGGGCUCAGGGGGCCUCUCCAUCGGCCAAGCAGGAGAGUUUGACUACUCGGGCUCCCAGGCGAUUAAGGCCCUGAAAGAGGAGAACAUCCAGACCUUGCUGAUCAACCCCAACAUCGCCACGGUGCAGACCUCACAGGGGCUGGCUGACAAAGUCUACUUCCUUCCCAUUACACCUCACUAUGUCACGCAGGUGAUCCGGAAUGAGCGGCCAGAUGGUGUGUUAUUGACCUUUGGUGGCCAGACAGCUCUGAACUGCGGUGUGGAGCUGACCAAGGCUGGUGUGCUGGCUCGGUAUGGAGUCCGGGUCCUGGGCACGCCUGUGGAGACCAUUGAACUAACCGAGGACCGCCGGGCCUUUGCAGCCAGAAUGGCGGAGAUUGGGGAGCACGUGGCCCCCAGUGAGGCAGCAAGCUCUCUGGAACAGGCCCAGGCAGCUGCUGAGCGGCUGGGUUACCCUGUACUGGUGCGGGCAGCCUUUGCCCUGGGCGGCCUGGGCUCUGGCUUUGCUUCCAAUAAGGAGGAGCUCUCUGCUCUUGUGGCACCAGCUUUUGCCCACACUAGCCAAGUGCUAGUGGACAAAUCCCUGAAGGGAUGGAAGGAGAUCGAGUAUGAAGUGGUGAGAGACGCCUACGGCAACUGUGUCACGGUGUGUAACAUGGAGAACUUAGACCCACUGGGCAUUCACACUGGUGAGUCCAUCGUGGUGGCCCCAAGCCAGACCCUGAAUGACAGGGAGUACCAGCUGCUGCGGCAGACGGCAAUCAAGGUGACUCAAGCCCUGGGCAUCGUUGGGGAAUGCAACGUGCAAUAUGCCUUGAACCCAGAGUCUGAGCAGUAUUAUAUCAUCGAAGUGAAUGCCAGACUGUCUCGCAGCUCUGCCCUGGCCAGUAAGGCCACAGGCUACCCAUUGGCCUACGUGGCAGCCAAGCUGGCCUUGGGCAUUGCCCUGCCUGAGCUCAGGAACUCCGUGACGGGGGGCACGGCAGCCUUUGAGCCCAGCCUGGAUUACUGUGUGGUCAAGAUUCCUCGCUGGGACCUAAGCAAGUUCCUGCGUGUGAGCACCAAGAUCGGGAGCUGCAUGAAGAGUGUGGGUGAAGUCAUGGGCAUUGGACGUUCGUUUGAGGAGGCCUUCCAGAAAGCCCUGCGCAUGGUGGAUGAGAACUGUGUGGGCUUUGAUCAUACUGUGAAGCCGGUCAGCGAUAUGGAGCUGGAGACGCCGACCGACAAGCGGAUCUUUGUGGUGGCCGCCGCCCUAUGGGCUGGCUACUCGGUGGAGCGCCUCUACCAGCUCACCCGCAUCGACCGCUGGUUCCUGCACCGGAUGAAGCGCAUCAUAACGCAUGCCCAGCUGCUGGAGCAGCACCGUGGGCAGCCUCUGCCUCCAGACCUGCUGCAUCAGGCCAAGUGCCUCGGCUUCUCAGACAAGCAGAUUGCCCUGGCGGUUCUGAGCACAGAGUUGGCUGUGCGCAAGCUGCGCCAGGAGCUGGGAAUCUGCCCAGCAGUGAAGCAGAUCGAUACAGUUGCAGCUGAGUGGCCAGCACAGACCAACUACCUGUACCUGACCUACUGGGGCAAUAGCCAUGACCUCACCUUCCAGACACCUCAUGUUCUGGUCCUUGGCUCCGGCGUCUACCGCAUCGGCUCCAGUGUUGAGUUUGACUGGUGUGCCGUGGGCUGUAUCCAGCAGCUGCGGAAGAUGGGGUACAAGACCAUCAUGGUGAACUACAACCCAGAGACUGUCAGCACCGACUAUGACAUGUGUGACCGACUCUACUUCGAUGAGAUCUCCUUCGAGGUGGUGAUGGACAUCUAUGAACUGGAAAACCCCGAAGGUGUGAUCCUGUCCAUGGGUGGGCAGCUGCCCAACAACAUGGCCAUGGCUUUGCACCGGCAGCAGUGCCGGGUGCUGGGCACCUCCCCUGAAGCCAUCGACUCUGCUGAGAACCGGUUCAAGUUCUCCCGGCUCCUAGACACCAUCGGUAUCAGCCAGCCCCAGUGGCGGGAACUCAGUGACCUCGAGUCUGCUCACCAGUUCUGUCAGUCUGUGGGGUACCCCUGCGUAGUCCGCCCCUCCUACGUCCUGAGUGGUGCUGCCAUGAACGUGGCCUACACUGAUGGGGACCUGGAGCGCUUCCUGAGCAGUGCGGCAGCUGUCUCCAAGGAGCACCCCGUGGUCAUCUCCAAGUUCAUUCAGGAGGCUAAGGAGAUCGACGUGGAUGCUGUGGCCUGUGACGGGUUGGUAGUAGCCAUCGCCAUUUCUGAGCACGUGGAGAAUGCAGGCGUGCACUCCGGCGAUGCCACACUGGUGACACCCCCACAGGACAUCACACCCAAAACUCUUGAGCGGAUCCAAGCCAUUGUACAUGCUGUGGGGCAGGAGCUGCAGGUCACGGGCCCCUUCAACCUGCAGCUCAUUGCCAAGGACGACCAACUGAAGGUCAUCGAGUGCAACGUGCGCGUCUCCCGCUCCUUCCCCUUCGUCUCCAAGACGCUGGGUGUGGAUCUGGUGGCCUUGGCCACACGGGUCAUCAUGGGAGAAAAGGUGGAGCCUGUGGGGCUCAUGGCUGGCUCCGGAGUCGUGGGGGUAAAGGUACCUCAGUUCUCCUUCUCUCGUUUGGCGGGUGCAGAUGUAGUAUUGGGUGUGGAAAUGACCAGUACUGGGGAGGUUGCCUGCUUCGGCGAGAGCCGCUGUGAGGCCUACCUCAAGGCCAUGCUAAGCACCGGCUUCAAGAUCCCCAAGAAGAACAUCUUGCUCACCAUCGGGAGCUACAAGAACAAAAGCGAGCUGCUGCCAACUGUGCGGCUGCUGGAAAGUCUGGGCUACAGCCUCUAUGCCAGCCUGGGCACUGCUGACUUCUACACAGAGCACGGCGUCAAGGUAACAGCUGUGGACUGGCACUUCGAGGAGGCCGUGGACGGGGAGUGCCCCCCACAGCGAAGCAUCCUGGAGCAGCUGGCUGAGAACCACUUUGAGCUGGUAAUCAACCUGUCCAUGCGCGGGGCCGGCGGCCGUCGCCUCUCUUCCUUCGUCACCAAGGGUUACCGCACCCGGCGCCUGGCUGCUGACUUCUCUGUGCCCCUUAUCAUCGACAUCAAAUGCACCAAGCUCUUCGUAGAGGCUCUGGGCCAAAUUGGGCCUGCCCCUCCUCUGAAGGUGCACGUGGACUGUAUGACCUCCCAGAAACUUGUGCGUCUACCCGGGCUGAUCGAUGUCCAUGUGCACCUGCGCGAGCCAGGGGGGACACACAAGGAGGACUUUGCCUCUGGCACAGCAGCUGCCCUGGCCGGGGGCAUCACCAUGGUGUGCGCCAUGCCAAAUACCCGGCCCCCCAUCACUGAUGCCCCUGCCCUGGCGCUGGCCCAGAAGCUGGCCGAGGCUGGCGCCCGCUGUGACUACUCCCUUUUCCUUGGAGCCUCGUCUGAAAACGCAGGGACCCUGGGUGCCGUGGCUGGGUCGGCCGCAGGGCUGAAGCUCUACCUCAACGAGACUUUCUCUGAGCUGCGGCUGGACAGUGUGGCACAGUGGAUGGAGCACUUUGAGACAUGGCCCGCCCACCUCCCCAUUGUGGCCCAUGCUGAGCGGCAGAGUGUCGCUGCUGUCCUCAUGGUGGCUCAGCUGACCCAGCGUCCCGUGCACAUCUGUCACGUGGCGCGCAAGGAGGAGAUCCUGCUCAUCAAAGCUGCAAAGGCACGAGGGCUGCCGGUGACCUGUGAGGUGGCGCCCCACCACUUAUUCUUGAGCCACGAUGACCUGGAACGCCUGGGGCCUGGGAAAGGCGAGGUCCGGCCUGAGCUUGGCUCCCGCCAAGAUGUGGAGGCGCUCUGGGAGAACAUGGCCGUCAUUGACUGCUUUGCCUCUGACCACGCCCCCCACACCCUGGAGGAGAAGAACGGGCCCAGCCCUCCACCUGGCUUCCCAGGGCUAGAGACCAUGCUGCCGCUGCUGCUGACAGCUGUAAGUGAGGGCCGGCUCAGCCUGGAUGACCUGCUGCAGCGACUGCACCACAACCCUCGGAGGAUCUUCCACCUGCCUCCCCAGGAGGACACCUACGUGGAGGUGGAUCUGGAGCAUGAGUGGACAGUUCCCAGCCACAUGCCCUUCUCCAAAGCCCGCUGGACUCCCUUUGAAGGGCAGAAGGUGAAAGGCACCGUGCGCCGGGUGGUCCUGCGAGGGGAGGUGGCCUACAUUGAUGGGCAGGUGCUGGUGCCUCCUGGCUAUGGGCAGGAUGUCCGCAAGUGGCCACAAGGGGUUGUCCCCCAGCUGCAGCCUACAGCCCCUGCCUCCAGCGAGAUAACCACGACACCAGAGCGGCCCCGGCGGGGCGUCCCAGGCCUUCCUGACAGCCGUUUCCACCUGCCUCCCCGGAUCCACAGAGCCUCUGAUCCGGGUCUGCCAGCUGAGGAGCCCAAGGAGAAGUCCUCUCGGAAGGCGACUGAGCCCGAGCUGAUGGGAACCCCCGAUAGCAGCUGCUACCCUCCACCACCAGUGCCUAGACAGGCAUCACCCCAGAACCUGGGGACCCCUGGCCUGCUGCAUCCCCAGACCUCACCCCUGCUGCACUCACUGGUGGGCCAGCAUAUUCUGUCAGUCAAGCAGUUCACCAAGGAUCAGAUGUCUCACCUAUUCAAUGUUGCGCACACCCUGAGGAUGAUGGUGCAGAAAGAGCGGAGCCUGGACAUCCUCAAGGGGAAGGUCAUGGCUUCCAUGUUCUAUGAGGUGAGCACGCGGACCAGCAGCUCCUUUGCAGCGGCCAUGGCCCGGCUAGGGGGCUCAGUGCUCAGCUUCUCUGAGGCCACGUCCUCCGUGCAGAAGGGCGAGUCGCUGGCAGACUCGGUGCAGACCAUGAGCUGCUACGCUGAUGUUGUGGUGCUUCGGCACCCCCAGCCUGGUGCCGUGGAGCUGGCAGCCAAGCACUGCCGGAGGCCAGUAAUCAACGCAGGGGAUGGAGUCGGUGAGCACCCCACACAGGCCCUGCUGGACAUCUUCACCAUUCGGGAGGAGCUGGGCACCGUCAACGGCAUGACGAUCACCAUGGUGGGGGACCUGAAGCACGGGCGCACGGUGCACUCGCUCGCUUGCCUGCUCACCCAGUACCGCGUCAGCCUGUGCUACGUGGCACCUCCCAGCCUACGCAUGCCAUCCAAUGUGUGGGACUUUGUGGCCUCCCGUGGCACCAAGCAGGAGGAGUUUGAGAGCAUCGAGGAGGCACUGCCUGACACUGAUGUGCUCUACAUGACCCGGAUCCAGAAGGAGCGGUUCGGCUCCACCCAAGAGUAUGAAUCUUGCUUUGGUCAGUUCAUCAUCACUCCCCACAUCAUGACCCGAGCCAAGAAGAAGAUGGUGGUGAUGCACCCCAUGCCCCGAGUCAACGAGAUCAGCGUGGAGGUGGACUCAGACCCCCGGGCUGCCUACUUCCGCCAGGCUGAGAACGGCAUGUACAUCCGCAUGGCUCUGUUGGCCACCGUGCUGGGCCGUUUCUAGGUCCUGGCAAGGAAUCCCAGUGCCCCCCACGGGGGCAGCGCACUUAAGAGAUGAUCUGGGGCGUUGGGAUAGCUCAUACGCAGAACAUGCUGCGGGCUCCAGACUGCCCCUCCCUCCAAUGGGGUACACCUCGGAUGCUGGGGACCCCACCUGCCCCACCUUCAUGGCCUGUACCUGUGCUAUGCACUUCCUUUUUCUACUGAUUUAAUAAUAAACAGCUGAGCUGC
Messenger RNA from Ochotona curzoniae (black-lipped pika), 7012 nucleotides. RefSeq names its product carbamoyl-phosphate synthetase 2, aspartate transcarbamylase, and dihydroorotase (gene CAD). The record is from RefSeq and is a predicted model, not a curated record. The transcript has 44 exons. Gene Ontology annotation, molecular function: carbamoyl-phosphate synthase (glutamine-hydrolyzing) activity; ATP binding; amino acid binding. Gene Ontology annotation, cellular component: carbamoyl-phosphate synthase complex; cytoplasm. Bases 108 to 6785 code for a protein of 2225 amino acids. Gene Ontology annotation, biological process: L-arginine biosynthetic process; L-glutamine metabolic process; 'de novo' pyrimidine nucleobase biosynthetic process. Lineage: Eukaryota; Metazoa; Chordata; Mammalia; Lagomorpha; Ochotonidae.